UGCACGCUCACAUCCAGGGCAGCUGCGGCUGUGCCCAGAGACCCAUCUCCCAAGAGGUGGUCCUUAGUCCGCAGGCAAAGGAUAUAAAAGUUGAGGUCCAGCUGCCUGCCCUGCCACCACAGUCCCUGGGUCCCUUUCCUGGAAAGAAGCAACAGGUGCUUCUGGAGGCUCCAACCCCAAUCUAGGCAAGUAAGAGUCGAACAAAAUUCCCCUUCAUCCUCUGUGGCCAGGAGUGGACAGAACAGAGGCAUCUCUCGAAAGAGCCACACGUUUCUGCCCAAGAUCUUCUUUCGCAAAAUGUCCUCAUCAGGAGCCAAGGACAAGCCUGAGCUGCAGUUCCCCUUCCUGCAGGACGAGGAGACGGUGGCCACACUGCACGAAUGCAAGACGCUCUUCAUCCUGCGCGGCCUGCCAGGCAGCGGCAAGUCCACGCUGGCUCAGCUCAUCGUGGAUCGCUACCGGGACGGCGCCAGGAUGGUGUCCGCUGACCAUUAUAAGAUCACCCCCGGCGUCCGGGGGGACUUCUCUGAGCAGUACAAGCAGCUGGACGAGGACCUGGCGGCCUAUUGCCGCCGGCACCUCCACGUCCUGGUGCUGGAUGACACCAACCACGAGCGCGAGCGUCUGGAGAAGCUCUUUGAAAUCGCCGACCAGUACCAGUACCAGGUGGUGCUGGUGGAGCCCAAGACGGCGUGGCGGCUAGACUGUGCCCAGCUCACGGAAAAGAACCAGUGGCAGCUGUCGGUCGAGGACCUCAAGAAGCUGAAGCCGGGGCUGGAGAAGGACUUCCUGCCGCUCUACUUCGGCUGGUUCCUGACCAAGAAGAGUUCCGAGGCCCUCCGCAAGGCCGGCCAGGCUUUCCUGUCUGAGUUGGGGAACCAUAAGGCCUUCAAGAAGGAGCUUCGACACUUCAUCUCUGGGGAUGAGCCCAGGGAGAAGAUUGAUCUGGUCACUUACUUUGGGAAGAAACCCCCAGGUGUCCUGCAUUGCACGACCAAGUUCUGCGACUAUGGGAAGGCCGCUGGGGCUGAGGAGUAUGCCCAGCAGGACGUGCUGAAGAAGUCUUACAGCAAGGCCUUCACGAUGACUAUCUCGGCCCUCUUUGUGACACCCAAGACCACUGGAGCCCGCGUGGAGCUGAGCGAGCAGCAACUGCUCUUGUGGCCGAGUGACGUGGACAAGCUGACUCCCACCGACAACCUGCCUCGGGGCAGCCGUGCUCACGUCACUCUGGGCUGCGCAGGCGACUCGGAAGCCGUGCAGACAGGCAUCGACCUGCUGGAGAUUGUUCGGCAGGAGAAGGGGGGCAACCGGGGCGAGGAGGUGGGCGAGCUGGCCCGGGGCAAGCUCUACUCCUUAGGCAACGGGCGUUGGAUGCUGACCCUGGCCAAGAAGAUGGAGGUGAGGGCCAUCUUCACGGGCUAUUACGGGAAGGGCAAACUUGUGCCCACCCACGGUGGCCAGAAGGGGCAUGCCAUGGUGUCCUGUGCCAUCCUCUGAGCGGGCACCUCCAGCUCCUCACUCUGUAGGACGGGGUCACACCCUGUUCAAGCUGUUUGCAGAUUCUUUUUUUGUUACUCAGUUAACCUUCCCAUAACGUUAAAAAUAUGAGAAAUAACUGUUCCCUUUUCCCACACGAAUCUUCAGCUAUCCGCACAGUGGGGGGUGGGUUGACGUCCUUCAGGAACCUAGACCCAGGCUGAUGAGGCCAGGCCGAGAUGGGCAGCACUGAGCCCUCUUCAAGUUCCUGGCGUGCUCUCAACCCCUUCCUUGCCCGUCUCCCACUCUGGUCAGAGCUGCAGGGUCCCACAUGGUGAUCUCAUCGCCAUGGAGAACUAGUUCAGUGGAGAGGCUGAGGCGAGUGCCUGGGCUCUGACCCCAUUUCCCAAUCAGCACAGUGCGGGGAAGGCGGGGCUAUCUGCCAGGGUUUCUACAUGACCCCCAGCCCCAUCCCCUCUGGUCCUAAGUGCCUGUUCCUUGCUUCUCAACUGUCAGAAAAACCAGGUUCACUCCCAGGCUCCUUCCUGCGCUGUGGCCGGGGUGAUCAAGGUCAGAGGUAUGACCUGGGGAAGCUCCGUCCUCGCUGUCUGCCCAGCCCAUCUUGUCUCCUGGGUGCCUCUGGAGGCCUUGGGGCCUCCGGUUAAGGGGGUCAGUGGGUAGCAGGAGCAGAUGGAGUGGACUCCAGGUGUUCUGGCCAAGCCUCACCAGGCGCCUCUGGGAAGGGGCAUAACACUGCCACACAUGCUGUGGUCUCCGGGGUGCUGUCCGCCCCCACUACUCUGCUCAGUUAACAGGGCCUUUUUGCUAAUCGGGAUGUCACUCGACAAAUGCUUGGAAGUUACUAUCCUGGCUUUGCCCAACCUCAGCAACAUGUAGGGCUGAUAAUGAAAUAAACCACGUUAAUCCCA
Molecule: messenger RNA, 2408 nt
Organism: Suncus etruscus (white-toothed pygmy shrew)
Lineage: Eukaryota; Metazoa; Chordata; Mammalia; Eulipotyphla; Soricidae
Gene: CNP
Product: 2',3'-cyclic nucleotide 3' phosphodiesterase
Exons: 4
Coding region: 298-1500 (400 amino acids)
Biological process (GO): cyclic nucleotide catabolic process
Cellular component (GO): membrane; cytoplasm
Molecular function (GO): 2',3'-cyclic-nucleotide 3'-phosphodiesterase activity
Source: RefSeq, a predicted model, not a curated record